Lotus japonicus is the source of this 1443-nucleotide messenger RNA. RefSeq lists its product as uncharacterized. The record is from RefSeq and is a predicted model, not a curated record. Bases 189 to 1166 code for a protein of 325 amino acids. Lineage: Eukaryota; Viridiplantae; Streptophyta; Magnoliopsida; Fabales; Fabaceae. The transcript has 6 exons.
UCAAAGCGACACAAAAUUUCAAUUUUUCCGAACAAAAACCAGAGCCAAACGAACACUUCUCACUUUCACUUCAAAACCCAACACUGAUUUGGGGCUUUUUCAAUUAGGGUUCUUCUUCAAUUUCCUGCAAUUCGAAGAUUUUGCUUUGAAAUUUGAACCCUGUCUUCCAAUUCAACCACUCUGCAACAAUGGAUCUUCCACCACACAUAGAAAAUUACAUCAAGCAAACCAUCGAUGAUACCUUGGGAAUCUCUGUACCUCCCCAAACCCUAGCGGCAAAGCUUCGAGCCACGCAAGAGUCUCAAUUGCUCCUCCGCGACCAGAACCUUUCGUUGCUCGCGAAAUUGAACCACAAAGACCAACUCGUCCAACGCCUCAAGUCUGAAUCGGAUAUGAACGCGCGAGCUUUGAAGAAGUUUGUUGAGGAGAAUAAUCGGCUGGCGUCGGAGUGUGAGAAUUUGGUGGCUGAAUGCCAGAAGUGGGAGCAUGAAAUCGCGCUCUAUGAACAUGAUAGGGACGCGUUGAUGGAAUUUGGGAACGAGGCUGAUGAACGGGCACGGGAGUCUCAGUCGCGUGUACUCGAGUUGGAGAAGGAUUUGAACUUGUUGGAGGAUGAAUUGAAUAAAUACAAGCAUCAUCACGAAUCGGUUGAUUCUUCUUCAGGCACACCUGUGGAAGAGAAUUUACUUGACUCUGUUUUGGCAACAUUUAUCAGUAAUGAUGAUGAUUCUGCAUAUGCAUUUUUGGUAGCAAACAGUGGAAAUGAGUCAUGUAAACAGUUACUUAGCAUGUGGAACUGCAUAAAACCAUCAACACGGAGUGUUUUGUCACUAAUUGCCAAAGUCAAGUCACUUGAGAAAGACAAGGAGCAUCUAACAACUAACCUCCACAAAGCUGAGGAGGAGGUAAAAUUACUGUUUGAGGAAAAUAUCAUAUUGGAUGAGAAGAACAAGAAGAUAUUGAAGCAACUCAAGGAAGGGAAGCAUCCGGGUUCUGGGGGAAAGCAUACCAGCAGCGCAUCUGCCAAGUCAAACAAGAGAAAGACCAGUCCAAGAACAACUAGCCCAAUGGAGAGGAAGAUUGAUUUUGGCGAAUUAGAAUCAGCUAGACAGCCAUUAUCACCCUUACGGCAUAACUCCCCGGACUGUAGAAUGGUCAAGAAGUAAUGUGACACUUUUAACAAACUAAUAGACGCUGACCAUGUUCUGACAGUGUUUCUGAUUUACAUAUGAGUUGAUUGGUCAAAGUUUUACAUAUCUGUUGAAUUGUUAGUGUUGAGACAUGAGAAUCAGUAUUGUUAAUCAUGCUUCUACGGAAUGGGAUCAACUGCUUCCCACAAAUAUAACAUGUCAAUUUCAUUGAAAAAUAAAUAAAAGCCUAUUUUCACUUCUUUUUUUGUUGCAAAAAGCCUAUUUUCAAUGAACCUAUAUGGUUUUGAAAUUU